Molecule: messenger RNA, 756 nt
Organism: Acanthosepion pharaonis
Lineage: Eukaryota; Metazoa; Mollusca; Cephalopoda; Sepiida; Sepiidae
Source: the annotation of a GenBank genome assembly
AUGUUAUUAGAUAAGCAAAUGUCAAAAACGAAUGCCUCCCGAUUUAUAACCGACGCGCGUUCCUUUCAUGUCUUCCCUUUCACGUAUUCAUUGUUGUUUUUCUUUUUACUUCUGUUUCUUCUUUCUGUCUCCUCUUUUUCUCUUUCUCUUUUUCUGUUGCUUUUCUCACUUUCUUUUGAAUCUUACUCCGAUCUUUUCUUUUUUCACCUUUUCUUCUAUUUACUCUUUCUUUUUUGUUUCUUUUCUUUAUUUUUUACUUUUGUUUUCUCUUCCUUUUUUAUUUGUUUUCUGUUUUUCUUUUCUUUCUUUUUGUUUUCCCUCCUCUUUUUAAACGUCCGCUCUGUUCUUUCUGCCCUCAUUUUUUGCUUUCUUUCAAAUUGGUUUCACUCCUCCUGCUCCUCCUCCUCCUCCGCCUUCUUCUUCUUCUUCUUCUUCUUUUAUAUUCUCCUUCUUUAUUUCCUCCAUUUAUUUUCUCGUCAUCUUAUUUUCUUACUGCUUUCUUUUCUGUAUCUCUUUUUUAAUUUGUUUUCCUACAUUUUAGAUUUUUUCUUGGAUUUUUAUUCUUUCUUUCUUUCUUUCUUUCUUUCUUUUUCACUUCCCAGUUCAUCCUGUCUUUUCCCUUCGUUUUUACCUAUCGUUAUUCACUGCAUUUUUUCUAUUUUUCUGUUUUUUAAUUUUCUUUCUUUCUUUUUCACUACCUUUUCUCAGUUUUUCUCUUUUUUCUUCAUUUGUUUUCGCGCCAUUUUCUUUUUCUAA